AUGUGGUUGCGAUUUGAAGUUCGCGAAAAGAGAAAAGCUGCCAUGCUAAAUCGACAACCGCUUGAGAUCGAAGGCCUUUCUACCGAUAAUGAUGAUAAUCCUAUCAAAAUCAAAGUCAAUGAUCAAAUAAUCUCUCUUCAGGGAAUUUUUCGUCCACUUAGUAAUUACUACCCACUGCCUUUUGAAAUGAAAGGAGAACGUUAUCGAUCAGUGGAACACUAUGCAUACGAAAAAUUGUUUAUUGCCUUGAAAUUGGACGAUAAAUGUAUUGAGAAGAUACAAACGACUGUUUUGCCUGUAGACGUUGCUACGAUGGCAAAGAGAUACUUCAAAAAGCAUGAGGUUUCUGAAGCAGCUAUUGAAGCGAAAAUGACUAAAAUGGAUCGGUGGCGACAGUCAGCCAUGAAACAUAAAAUUGCCCAAAAUGAGUACCUACAGCAGCUUCUACUGAGCACCGGUGAUGCACUUCUCAUAGAUUGCUGUGAAGGCGACCCCAUGUGGACUUGCGCCUCAUCGGAGCGUGAAAUGCAGCGCCUACUGACAAAGCCUUACGUAGGGCCUGCUGAUCUGAUAAAAUGGAUGAGGAAUAAGGACGAUAAAACACCGAAAACGUUAUCACACCUCGUCGGUAACAAAACCGGUUUGCUACUUAUGGAACUACGAGUGAAAUUAGCGUCACAGACCGAGAGUAGAAUACCACUGAUAUCGCACUUCAACACCUCCAGUUUAUCGUCAAUUGUUAGCACAAACGUGAUCUGCUUCACUGCCGAAUCCGUGUUUCACCCGCUUUAUCCUGCUGAAAUUCAAGUAGUUGAAGGACAACCCCUAUUUGCUUCACCAGCUCACUUUGUGGCUAGUCAAGCAGUGAAAUACCUUGGUUUCAAUACAGAAGAUACAGAGUAUGUCAUGGAAACUCAAUCGUCCCUCGAAUGUUGGGAACGCCUUCAUGAAACAAUAGAAGCGAAAGGUCGUGGGCUCGAGAGAGAGCAGAGUUGGUGGAUGGAAAGGAGGCAGAAGGCUAUAAAAGAUGCUUUAAAUAUGCUUUUCGAACAACAUCCACCUCUGCUCCGAGCUCUUCUCGACACUGGUGAUGCUAUGCUGGUGUAUUGUGCACGGUUUUGCUCGAUGGAAACCGAGUUAUCGAUUGGAAUGCGCGAGUCAGACUUGCGGGCAUGGCUGUACACAGUGGACAUUUCAAGCAAACAACUGCUGGAGCUAUGCACACGGCCAAUGGCAUUUCGUCCGUCAUAUCUUGGUGGAAAUCGUUUGGGUCUAAUCUUGAUGGAAUUACGACGAGAAUUUGUUCUUCGUGGAGCUUUCCCGGCCACACUUCCAGAGCUUCCGAUAAAUCCCCUAUUUAUUUUGGCCAAGGAGAAGAAGGAUGCUGAUUUGAUGAACAUUGCUUCUUGGGUGAAAAUCCCACCACGUCUAAUUACAGUCGAUGACGUGCGAAUCAGUGAAAUGGUGGAUGAGUUAAUAAAAUCAAAUGGAAAGGGUAGUAUCGAUCUACGGUCAGUUCCUGCUGAGGAUAUGCGUGCUGUAUUUAUGAAACUGACAGGAAUGCUUCGUGCGACUCUCACUGAAGUUGACACUUACUACAACGAUAUGCAAGCGUUAUCGGUAGAGGUUAAUCGUAUGCAAGUAAUCCGACGAGGUCUUGAAGACACGCAGGAGCGUGAAAAGAGACCAGAGCGAGCAGCAGCUGGUCGUGAUAGGUACCCGGAACGUACGCGUGAUAAGUCGCCCAUUCCAUCACUGCUUGGCAUGCCUGUUGGACCUGCUUCGUCGCAAUCGUCGCAACAAAGCACUCAACGACGUGAGCGUGACUACAAGAUACCAAGUCGCCGUCGCAGUCCUUUCGGAGACGAUCGUCGGCGAAGAGAUGUGAGAACAUUUGUGUAUUGCAAUCUGUAA
This is a messenger RNA of Cooperia oncophora, 1914 nucleotides long. NCBI's taxonomy places the organism in Eukaryota, Metazoa, Nematoda, Chromadorea, Rhabditida, Trichostrongylidae. The record is from the annotation of a GenBank genome assembly.